Messenger RNA from Nicrophorus vespilloides, 749 nucleotides. RefSeq lists its product as uncharacterized. The coding region runs from base 96 to 629 and encodes 177 amino acids. The record is from RefSeq and is a predicted model, not a curated record. The transcript has 4 exons. NCBI's taxonomy places the organism in Eukaryota, Metazoa, Arthropoda, Insecta, Coleoptera, Silphidae.
ACGACGAAACCAACGUCCUUUCUCGUCAGUGUUCAGGUGAUAGACAAACAAUAACCACGGUUGAUGUUAACUAAUUGGUUCAUCAAGCAGUAAAUAUGCCUUUAUUAGGGGUGGCGAUGGCACAACCUGCCAACGGCGGGUUUACCGAGAGCAGGUUUAUGUUACCACAAGAUGAUCCAUUACCAAAUAAUCGAACAGUGAGCAAAAAGUACAUGUACAUGAAAGGUUUCGAAAUGAUACUGAUCAUCAUGACAGUCACGUUUUUCGCUUUGGCAAUAAGAGGUAAGGACGGAUGCACCGAUGCAGACGUCGUCCUGGCUUUCUUCUUCGGUGGCCUCACGGUAUUUCCAACGCUCAUCUUGGUCUUACUACCAGUAAAAUCCUCCAACAGCGUUGAAAUGCUUCUGCUGAACGGUGUUUGUAGCGCGCUGCUCUUCGUUUCCGGUUUCAUCCUCUUCGCUUCGUGGCAUCAGCUGCAACCGGAGGUGUUGGCGCAGGAAGCGCAAUUCGCCGAGGUCGAGACGAUAGCAAUUUACAAGUUCAUCGCAGCUCUUUCAUCGGUCAUCACAGCAAUCAUGUAUAUGGCAGAAGCCUUUUUCCAAGCCCUCGAAAAGUUCCGCUGCAUCUGAAGCUUUUGAAUUAAUCACUUUAAUCAGCAAAAAUAACUCUAUAAUCUCAUUUUCUAAAGUUUCGAUCUACCUUAUUUUUUUAUCUAGAAUUAUAUUUAUAUUGAUACUCAACGCAGUAGU